Messenger RNA from Scomber japonicus (chub mackerel), 738 nucleotides. RefSeq lists its product as uncharacterized. NCBI's taxonomy places the organism in Eukaryota, Metazoa, Chordata, Actinopteri, Scombriformes, Scombridae. Gene Ontology annotation, molecular function: cysteine-type endopeptidase inhibitor activity. The transcript has 5 exons. The coding region runs from base 100 to 537 and encodes 145 amino acids. The record is from RefSeq and is a predicted model, not a curated record.
UGGCAAGUGGUUCAACUCAAAUCAUCUGACCUUUUUAAGGAGAUUCACUUAUAACAAGUCCUUGUGAGGAGCAGCGCACACUGUGGCCAACAAUUGAAGAUGUCUCUUCCGUUGUCAGUGGUGAUAUGUCUGUCAGCUAUCCAGCUGUGUAUGGGAGAUCAGCCUGUGGAGGAAGUCAUCACAACAAAAAAAGUACCUCUAUUGGGCGGCUGGUUUGAACGGAGUCCAGACUCAGCUGAGGUUCAGGAGGCAACUCAAUAUGCUGUGAAGAUGUUCAACACACACUCCAAGGGCAAGAAAAUUUUCAAACUGGUCACCAUCACCGCUGCUCAGAGUCAGGUGACCAGCAUGAUCAACUUCAAGAUUGAUGCCAUCAUGGCAAAAACCAAGUGUCUCAAGAGUGAAAAUCAUGACUUGGACAGCUGCAGUCUUGAGAAGAAGCAUCUGAAGUGCCACUUUGAGGUGACUUGGAACCCCCGCAACAACAAACAUGAGCUGCAGAGACACAAGUGCAGGAAACUAGUGGAGAAGGUCUAACUCUUUAAAAGGCUUAACUGUAUUUCUCUGCAUUCUUUUUUAUACAAUGUUGAUGAGUUUUUUUUAUGAACACAUGUUUUAUAGCUCAUUUAAAGUGGUGGAGGGUUUUGGUAGAGGAUGAUUAAUGAACAAAUAAAAUGUAUUUGGAAAAGGUGAAGAACACAUGAUUUGUUAAUGGUAUAUUGGAUGGUUGAAUUUUUA